GUUUUCUCUGCUUUCUCUGUGUCAUCAGACUCUGUAUCCUCUGUUUUCGAGUCACUGAGUCAUGGCGAUUCGCAGCUCGCUCAACGGACCAUCUCUUCGCCGGAGCUCCGUCGCCGGAGCUAGAUUCAUGUCGUCGUGGUUCCGCACCAUCGAGCCGGCUCCUAAGGACCCGAUCCUCGGAGUCACCGAAGCUUUCCUCGCCGAUCAGAGUCCAAACAAAGUCAAUGUCGGAGUGGGUGCGUAUCGCGAUGACAACGGAAAGCCUGUGGUUUUGGAAUGUGUUAGAGAAGCAGAAAGGAGGAUUGCAGGAAGCGAGUUCAUGGAGUAUCUACCUAUUGGUGGAAGCAUAAAAAUGGUAGAAGAAUCCCUGAAGCUGGCAUAUGGAGAAAAUUCCGAGUUCAUCAAGGAUAAAAGAAUUGCGGCAGUGCAGGCUUUAUCUGGGACAGGUGCAUGUCGACUUUUUGCUGCGUUUCAACAGCGUUUUCAUCCCAACACCCAGAUCUAUAUACCAGUGCCUACUUGGGCCAAUCACCAUAAUAUUUGGAGAGACGCUGGAGUGCCAAUGAAGACAUUCCGUUACUAUCACCCCGAGUCUAGAGGAUUGGAUUUUGCAGGCGUGAUGGAUGACAUAAAGAAUGCCCCAGAUGGUUCCUUCUUUCUGCUUCAUGCUUGUGCCCAUAAUCCUACUGGUGCAGAUCCUUCAGAAGAACAAUGGAGAGAGAUCUCUACCCUAAUAAAGGCUAAAGGUCAUUUCCCUUUCUUUGACAUGGCAUAUCAAGGUUUUGCAAGUGGUGAUCCAGAGAGAGAUGCAAAAGCCAUCAGGAUAUUUCUUGAAGAUGGUCAUUUAAUUGGACUUGCUCAAUCAUAUGCAAAAAAUAUGGGACUGUAUGGCCAGCGAGCAGGAUGCCUAAGCGUGCUUUGUGAAGAUGAGAAACAAGCUGUGGCUGUAAAAAGCCAGUUGCAGCUGAUUGCUAGACCCAUGUACAGUAACCCACCUCUCCAUGGAGCACUUAUAGUUUCAACUGUCCUUGGUGAUCCAGAGUUGAAGAAGUUAUGGCUUAAAGAAGUCAAGGUUAUGGCAGACCGCAUCAUCGGAAUGCGGACAACACUUCGAGAGAACUUAGAGAAGAGAGGGUCUCCUUUGCCAUGGCAGCACAUAACCAAUCAGAUCGGUAUGUUCUGCUACAGUGGAAUGACACCAGAACAGGUUGAUCGUUUGACAAACGAGUUUCAUAUUUACAUGACUCGCAACGGUCGUAUCAGUAUGGCUGGUCUUAAUACGGGCAACGUUGGAUAUGUGGCCGAUGCUAUCCAUGAGGUUACAAAAUCAGCCUAGAUUAUUCAAUUAUACAAGAGAACAAAUUUUUGCCCUUGGGAAUGACAAACCCAUCAGAAAUAGUCUUGUCCAGGGGAGCACAAUAAAAUUUGGACACAUUUCAUCAUCGUACUCAUUUUCAUCACCUUGUUUCAACUGUGGUUAGAGGGUAAUAUUCAGGGUUUUCCCAUGCAUAUUGAAGACCCCUAUGACAUUAGAUCCAUUUUUGUAGUCCUCUUUGUAGGCACUUUGCGAUGCAUCUCCUCACCUUUUAUUUUUUUAAGCAAAAUAAUUUGAAAAGUGGAUUGAAUAAGAGGGGUUUAUUUAUAAUGAAACAGCUAGUAGUAGGUUCACUUUUACUAUACUGUCAGGCAUUAUUCUUGUCAUUGAACAUUUGCCAUUGUUGAUUCUAUAGGGAUCUUCAGAAGCUUGAUUUUUCAAUACCUCUAUAAGCUCGAUUUAUGACAUGCAUAUUUGGUUCAACUUAUUUUGGAAAAAUAAUCGUUUAUUUCCUAUAACUUUCUGGGAGAGUAAAAAAUAAAUGAUUAUUUCUCUAGAAUUAAGCUAAAUCAAACAUGUAGGCUAAUUUACUGGACCUGAGUUUGUUUAGAUGUCAUCCAUGCCUAUAAUUUAGCCUACAUUGCUGGAAUUACCUUGUGCAAGCAAAUGAUCAAAUCAAUAUCAAUAUAUGGAUACAUUGCCGACAUUGUAAGACCUAAAUCGUGUAAAUCUACGCCUUGCAAUUUUGAAAGAGAGAUUGAAUGAAAAUAAAAUUUUAUAAUUGUCUCCAAUCUAUACUGAGGAAAAUUGACUUGAGUCCAAUGCUUGUAAUCAUUCUGUAUGAAAUUUAAUAGUCAAAUCAGUAUUUGCAUAUC
Messenger RNA from Abrus precatorius (Indian licorice), 2190 nucleotides. Its product is annotated as aspartate aminotransferase, mitochondrial. Gene Ontology annotation, molecular function: L-aspartate:2-oxoglutarate transaminase activity; pyridoxal phosphate binding. Gene Ontology annotation, cellular component: mitochondrion. The record is from RefSeq and is a predicted model, not a curated record. Gene Ontology annotation, biological process: biosynthetic process; amino acid metabolic process. NCBI's taxonomy places the organism in Eukaryota, Viridiplantae, Streptophyta, Magnoliopsida, Fabales, Fabaceae. The transcript has 10 exons. The coding region runs from base 62 to 1336 and encodes 424 amino acids.